This is a messenger RNA of Closterium sp. Naga37s-1, 1224 nucleotides long. The record is from the annotation of a GenBank genome assembly. NCBI's taxonomy places the organism in Eukaryota, Viridiplantae, Streptophyta, Zygnematophyceae, Desmidiales, Closteriaceae.
AUGCCUGCCGCCCACUCCGUUGAGAUUGUUGAUGCCUCAGUCCAUCCGGUUGCUGCUGCCCAAUCCGUUGCUGCUGCCCAAUCCGUUGCUGCUGCCCAAUCCAUUGCUGCUGCCCAAUCCGUUGCUGCUGCCCAGCCCCUUGCUGUCAAGUCCCUUGCUGCCAAAUCCCUUGCUGCUGCUCACUCCCUUCAUGCCAACGAGUCCCUUGCUGCUGCCCAGUCCCUUGCUGCCUAUUCCCUCCCUGCUGCCCAGUCCCUAGAUGCUGCCCAGUCCCUUGCUGCUGCCCAGUCCCUUGCUGCUGCCCAGUCCCUUGCUGCUGCCCAGUCCCUUGCUGCCUAUUCCCUCCCUGCUGCCCAGUCCCUUGAUGCUGCCCGGUCCCUUGCUGCUGCCCAGUCCAUUGCUGCUGCCCAGUCCCUUGCUGCUGCCCAGUCCCUCGCUGCCUAUUCCCUCCCUGCUGCCCAGUCCCUUGCUGCUGCCCAAUCACUUGCUGCUGCCCAUUCCCUUGCUGUCUAUUCCCUCCCUGCUGCCCAGUCCCUUGCUGCUGCCCAAUCCCUUGCUGCUGCCCAGUCCCUUGCUGCCUAUUCCCUCCCUGCUGCCCAGUCCCUUGAUGCUGCCCGGUCCCUUGCUGCUGCCCAGUCCAUUGCUGCUGCCCAGUCCCUUGCUGCUGCCCAGUCCCUCGCUGCCUAUUCCCUCCCUGCUGCCCAGUCCCUUGCUGCUGCCCAAUCCCUUGCUGCUGCCCAGUCCCUUGCUGCCUAUUCCCUCCCUGCUGCCCAGUCCCUUGCUGCUGCCCAGUCCCUUGCUGCUGCCCAGUCCCUUGCUGCCUAUUCCCUCCCUGCUGCCCAGUCCCUUGCCGCUGCCCAAUCCCUUGCUGCUGCCCAGUCCCUUGCUGCCUAUUCCCUCCCUGCUUCCCAGUCCCUUGCUGCUGCCCAAUCCCUUGCUGCUGCCCAUUCCCUUGCUGCCUAUUCCCUCCCUGCUGCCCAGUCCCUUGCUGCUGCCCAAUCCCUUGCUGCUGCUGCAGUUGUCCUUGCUGCUGCCAUUGCUCUUGCUGCUGCCAAUGUCCUUGCUGCUCCCCUUCCCCUUGUUGCUGUCUCUGUCCUUGCUGCUCCCCUUCCCCUUGUUGCUGCCCUUGUCCCUGCCAGUGCCUAUCCUCUCGCUGUUUCGGCUGUCCUUGGUGCUUCGCUCUUCCUCUCUGUCCUCGCACGUGCUAAUGUUGUGGCCCUUUAA